Messenger RNA from Aphanomyces astaci, 2371 nucleotides. RefSeq lists its product as hypothetical. Bases 33 to 2261 code for a protein of 742 amino acids. Gene Ontology annotation, biological process: (1->6)-beta-D-glucan biosynthetic process. Gene Ontology annotation, molecular function: glucosidase activity. The transcript is spliced from 6 exons. Gene Ontology annotation, cellular component: plasma membrane; endoplasmic reticulum membrane. Lineage: Eukaryota; Oomycota; Saprolegniomycetes; Saprolegniales; Verrucalvaceae. The record is from RefSeq and is a predicted model, not a curated record.
CCCAAGUUUCCACUGUCAAUUAGCGAAGCAAUAUGAAGGUGCUGGUACUGGCCUUCGUGGUCUUGACAGGCAAUGGCGGUGUGAGUAGUGCUGCCAAAGGUCCGCAUUACGACGCUAGUAGCGGCAUUCCUGCGUGGGUCGACAUCGAUACACCCAAGAAGUUCUACAAGGCGACGUCGUCGCGCGGCGAGUCAUGGGACCUCGUCAUGAGUGACGAAUUCAACCGACCCGGGCGCAACUUUACGGCGGGCGUGGAUCCCAUGUGGACCGCGAUCGAAAUGGCGGACGGCGUGAACGCCGCGCUCGAGUACUACUCGGUCAACAUGACCGAGACUGUCACGGAAGCUGACGGCCGCGGCGUGUUUCGCAUCAUCACCAAGUUGGACGACAUUUCAUUCCGCGUGUACAACCAAUACAAGAACCCCCCAGGGUUCCAGCAAAGUCGCAUGUACUACCGAAGUGGCAUGUUACAAUCGUGGAACAAAUUUUGCAUGCAGGGCGGGCUCAUCGAAGUGAGCUGCCAGCAGCCCGGGGUCACGGGGGCCAAUAACCCUGAUGCAAACAACCCACAAGCUCGUGUCACUGGAGGCAUCUACUACCCGACAUGGCCUGGCGUGUGGCUGCUAGGCAACCUCGGCCGCGCUUUGUUCAUGGCGUCGACCAGCCGCAUGUGGCCGUGGUCGUACAACGUGUGCGACGCCAAUCUGGAAAAAGAUCAGCGCAUUUCCGCGUGCGACGGCAACCCCGGGUUUGGCUUGAACCCGCACCAAGGUCGUGGGGCCCCUGAGAUCGACAUCUUGGAAGGCGGCGGUGCCGCCAUCUCUUCGUCCGUCCAAAUCGCGCCCGGCAUGCCAGACGAGUACCGCCCCGUGUUUCCGAUCAACGGCGAAAGCCCGUACUGUAUCUACAGCAACGAGUGCAAAACCAUCGGCGCCAAUACCCCCGAUGUGCCGUCCAGUAUCACGGCGACGCGUGGCCACCGCUCAUGGUACCAAGGUCUUCGGUACGCCGCGCAUGUGUGCGCCGCCAAAGCCGACCAAAUUCAAGUCGCAUCACAGAUCAACGCAAGCUUGGAACUUGGCAUUGUCGACAACUCAUGCAAGUUAUCGACGUGUCCGGCAUCGUUCGACGUGAACGGGGAUCGGGGGCCUGUGGACGGCAAGGCUGGCUCGGGAUUGUACUGGGGCGUCAACAAGGACGGGCAGUGUUUUCCAGUGAUGAACGGGUACAACGGCGCGUACUUGUGCGAUCCGUACACGACCAACAGCAAGUGUACGGCGCCCCUACACUCGGACGGGAACGGGAACGGAAACAAGAUCGCGCCGUUCGCGUACCAAAUGGACGCGAUUUCUGCCAACUGGCCCGUCGAGUUUGCCGCGUACUCGGGGUACCUCAAGUACCAACUUGAGUGGGUGCUGGGCCGCCGAGGAUACGUACGGUGGAUGAUCGACGGCGUGCCGCUGUUUGAAAUCCCCGCGGAAGCCCUCGAAUCGCCGCCCCAGAACGCGGCCAAAUCAAACCCGAAGAAGCUCAUGAUCGAAGAACCUUUGUACCUGAUCUUCAACACGGCGCUGUCCACGAGCUGGGGCACGGUGCCCCCGAACGCCGGCAAGCCGUGCCGGGGCGACGGCCUCGACCCAAAAGUGAACCGGAUCUGCGACGCAUACCCGCUCUACCUCAAACUCGACUACAUACGCGUAUGGCAAAACACAUCGACCAUGUCAGUUGGAUGCGAUCCUGCAUCCCACCCCACACGAUUGUGGAUCGACGGCCACAAGUCCGAGUAUGAAGACAUAGACAACCCCAAUAUUGACGUGGACGGCAACGCAUUUUGCAAUGACAACGCCGACUGUACCUUGGGCGGGUCCAUCGUUACGGGCUCGUGUAGUGCAUCGAACCGGUGUGUGUGUUCAGCCCCAGCGGUGUGGGGAGGACCGCGAUGCACGUCGAACCGAGGGAGCGUGAGCGGGUCGUCUUCGGAUGGGCCGAUGGGACCGCCGCUGGUGGCCGUGCUCAUCAUUUCCGUGUUGGCGACGGCGGCCGCGGCCGCGAUCGUGUACAUUCGAGGACGCGGCAAACGGCUUCAAUUGCGCUUCCGAGGAAACUUGUAUGCGGACGCGAAUGCGGCGGCGAUGACGAUGCCCCAAGAACUGAAUUUGAGAGGCACGGUCAUGAGUCGACAAGGAAGCAUGGAAGAGAUGGCCGCGUCCAAGAGUGCCGCCUCGCGCACCGACACGAUUCGAUCGCGUCGGGUUGUGUAGACGACGAUUGUUAUACAGCAUCGUUUGUAGCCAGAGCAGACUUUUCAUCGAGUUAGAACAACCAAGCAAGCACAUUAUUGGACAUAUAGGAUUUGACGUUGGUUUUGCAC